GAUAAAACCCCCUCCCCUGGGGAGCCUUAAAUUCAGCAAUGUUGACGUGUCAAAAACCCACGACUCCGUCGACAAAUCGUAUGAAAGAAAGGAAGGAAACGGAGCGAAAAGACGAUACUACCCCCACCACCACCACCACCACCCACCAUCUCCACCACCAUCAGCAGUCAAACAUUCAAACCCACCAAAACCUCUUCUUUCUUCCCCCUUUCCGCCGUUACCAGCACUCAGAAGAAAGAGGAGGAGGAAGGGGAAGAAGAGGAAGACUAGAACCCGUUGCCCGUCGGAGCCACCAGUGGACCCACAGCCACCGCAAUGACCAUGUCGGCUCCGUCUUGAUGAUCAUGAUCUCCCCUGCACAUCCGCCGUUCCCUCCCUCUCCCUUCUGGGCCUCAUCCCCGACUCCAUCUCCAUCUCCUUCGCAAUCCCCAUUCGCAGCCCCUGCCACCGUCGCGGCUAGCUCAAUUCCUCGCCCACCAUCCCCGCCGCCGUCCUCCAGGGCACCGGUGAGCUUCAGCCCUCCGCUGAUCGCCAUGGUGGCUGUGGUGGCGACGGCUUUCCUGAUCGUCUUCUACUUCCGCCCCAUCUCCCGCCACCUCCUCCGGCUCUCCAGGUGGCGCCGCCGCCGCAGGGUCCACCGCUCCGCCUCAUCCGUUGACCUUGGUUCCCCGCCUACCACCGGCUUCUUCGACUCUCCCCUCCACGACCCCUCCUUCCACUACUCCCCCUACGGACUCGACGACGCUGUGAUCAAGACAAUCCCGCUCUCCCUCUACGCCUCGAAAGCAAACAAACAUGGGACCGCCGUCAGGGAGUGCGCAGUGUGCCUGCUCGAGUUCGAGGAGGACGACUACGUCCGUACACUACCCGCUUGCUCCCACGCGUUUCAUGUGGACUGCAUCGAUAUGUGGCUCCGCUCCCACGCGAACUGCCCCCUCUGCCGCGCCGGAAUAUUCCGCCCGGAUUCUCCGUUCACCCCUCUGAUGGCCGCCAGGAUCCGCCCCAGCCUCGACGAGGACCCAAUCCUCCGGGAUAUCAUCAUAGAGGAGACCUUAGCUGACCUCGAAUCCGACGAAACCGCGGCACCGGCGUCGGCUGUUGGAGAGAUCACCGAGGAGCCGUCCCCCAGGAGGGUGAACCCGGGAUCCGACGAUCGAUUCAGGGACUUCAUGCUGAAGAGAUCCUACUCCUUCGGGUUCGAGAGAAGCAUCGCGUCAGAGAGGAUGCUGGUGAUGGAGCCUGCGACGACAUCCCCCUGUAGGUACCGCCGUAGCGGCGGCGGGGGGUUCUGGAGCAAGCGGCCGUCGCCGUUCGGGUCGCUGUCGAAGCCUAGGGUAUUCUCGUUCCGAUACUACAGGGGGAUGAAAUCGCCGUUCUUCCGGCGGCGCGGGUUCUUCCCGCUGUCGGAGUCGAGCGUGAGAUUCUCCACCUUCGGGAGCGGAGGGGGAGGUGGGUCGUCGAGGCGGAGCAAGUCGCUGAUGAGCCCAAUGUUCGGAGGGAGGUCGGGGGUGGCGGUGUCGUCGAGCCGGCUGAGGUGCGGGGACCCGGAGGCGCUGCUGUCGCCGGAGAGGUUCAACCGGAGGUGAGGCGAGGGAAUAAUUCGGAUGGAGGGAAAUGAAACCCGACACGUGGACGGCUGAGGUUGGAGCUGGGGAGUGAACGGUGGGAGAUGGGGCGGUGGGGGCGAGCUGGGUUCAAGGCUGAAAUGAGGGGGCUUUAAUGGCGGAGGGAGGUGGUCGCAGUGAGAGAGAGAGAGAUUUAAUGGAGUCUGCAAUUGUUUUUCGAAAAGAGAGCAGAAAUUAAUGGAGGGAAGAGACGAGCAUUAAAUUUUGCGUGACAAAUCGGAGAGAGAGAGAGAGAGGUUGAUUACUUGAUAUGAUAAUGGAGAGGGAAGUAGAAGGAGAAGAAGGAGAAGAAAGAGGAGGGAAGGAAAAUGAAGGUUGUCAUUAAUGGCAGGGGGGAGACGACCUCUGCGCCAUUUCGGUGUUUAGAGCAAAAAAUGGGGCAAUAAUGGUGGGAGUGGUGAGGUUUUAAAUGGCCACUUUUGUCGUGGGUCCCCCUUUUCCAUGCCAAAUUUUCACCGGCUGGGAUCAAACGUUUAUCGGAUCCGAUCGGAUUUAUCGGAUAUGGCAGUCGGGGAAGGCUGUCCUCGAAUGAUCGAAUUAGAUCAUCCAGGAAUCCCCGAGCCAGUAUUUUGUUCAAUGAUGUGCCGCUCCUGUGCUCUUCAUCAAAUGAUUUCGCAUUCAUCCGAUCGAAUUCUUCCCAACUGCACAUUUAUAUGGAUCGAACAUGGUGCACGGAGAUGUAUGCUGAUGCGUAGGGGACUUCGAUCGGCUCCAACACAUGAAAUUGUUGUUACGCUAUUGUGAGACGACAGACCAUAUGCAAAUAUUGAUAUGUUUAAGGGCUAAUACUUUGUUAUUAUUGGAUUUGGUUCCAAAAGCUUCUUGGGCCGAA
This is a messenger RNA of Punica granatum (pomegranate), 2457 nucleotides long. NCBI's taxonomy places the organism in Eukaryota, Viridiplantae, Streptophyta, Magnoliopsida, Myrtales, Lythraceae. The record is from RefSeq and is a predicted model, not a curated record.